This is a messenger RNA of Leptidea sinapis, 5724 nucleotides long. RefSeq names its product DNA polymerase theta-like (gene DNApol-theta). Gene Ontology annotation, biological process: DNA-templated DNA replication; double-strand break repair via alternative nonhomologous end joining. Lineage: Eukaryota; Metazoa; Arthropoda; Insecta; Lepidoptera; Pieridae. Gene Ontology annotation, molecular function: DNA-directed DNA polymerase activity; ATP binding; DNA binding. The record is from RefSeq and is a predicted model, not a curated record. The transcript has 9 exons. The coding region runs from base 144 to 5657 and encodes 1837 amino acids.
UCAGCCGCUGGGCAUGGCACUGUAAAGUGUAAACAGUAAACAUUAUAUUUUCGCUAUAUCAAAAAUUAUACAAAGUUUAAAAUAUCUACUGAUACUACUAUUGAAACUUUACUAAACAAUAAACAUUAGAAUUCGAAUAACCCAUGGCAGUUACCAACUAUGAUGUGAUUGACUCUCAAAUAUUAGCCGAAAAUGUUUCGUUUUUGGAUAGCUGCUUCGAUAAAUCCUUUACUGUUUUAGGCAGUUCCUUAAAUGAUGUAAAAUCAUAUAUGUCAAAUGAAGAUAAAAGCACCAGAAAGAAUCCCUAUUCCUCAUGUAAGUUAAAUAAAUCGUUGCAAGCAGUUGAAACUCAAUCCAGUAAUAACGCGAACACUACACUAUCGCCAUACAUAGCCAUUAGUAAUGGGGAAUACAAACGAGAAUUAAAAAACUGGGGACUCCCGUCAGAGAUUGUUACAAAGUAUGAAUCGAAAGGUAUAAAUCGAAUGUUUGAAUGGCAAGUAGAAUGCCUUAAUAACCCAAGAGUAUUAUUAGAAUGCUCUAAUCUAAUUUACUCAGCCCCUACAUCUGCCGGAAAGACAUUAGUUGCAGAAAUUUUGACAAUUAAAACCAUACUUGAGAGGCAAAAGAAAGUCAUUAUUAUUCUGCCUUUUGUGUCAAUAGUCAGAGAAAAAAUGUUUUACCUUCAAAACAUACUCUCCAGUUCUGGUAUAAGAGUUGAGGGUUUCAUGGGAUCUCAAAGUCCUCCUGGUGGCUUACAAGCGGUUCAUGUUGCAAUUUGUACCAUUGAGAAAGCAAACAGCUUAGUAAAUAAGUUGUUAGAUGAGAAUAGCAUUUCUGACUUAGGUGCAAUAAUUGUGGAUGAACUCCAUUUACUUGGUGAUACUCAUAGAGGAUACAUAUUAGAAUUACUAUUAACAAAAGUUAAAUAUGUCUGUACAAAGUUAGAUGAUGUACAUAUACAGAUAAUAGGGAUGUCUGCUACACUUCCUAAUCUUGAUGUGUUAGCUAAGUGGUUAGAUGCUGAAUUAUUUGUAACUGACUUUAGACCAAUACCCUUAGAUGAGUAUUGUUUGGUUGGCAAUAAAUAUUAUGAUAAGAAUGGAGAGUACACAGAUAAUGUAGUGCAGAUUGAAAAUGUUGAUGAAAGUGAUGUUGUUCUUGGUAUUUGUUUGGACACAAUAAGAAACAAUUGCUCUGUUUUAAUAUUUUGUAUGACAAAGAACAGAUGUGAAAAUCUUGCCCAGAGCAUUGCCUCAUCAUUUUUUAAGCUGGGCUGCAGUGGAAAUGAAAUUGGUAAUAUUUUAAGGGAACAGCUCAGAACUGACAUUAUUGCAGAAAUUUUAGAACAACUCACAAAUUGUCCUGUUGGUUUGGAUCAAGUUGUUAAAAAUACAAUUUCAUUUGGUGUAGCCUACCACCAUGCUGGACUUACUUUUGAUGAAAGAGAUAUAAUAGAAGGAGCAUUUAAAUCAGGGGCUAUAAGAGUUUUAGUUGCAACAUCAACAUUAAGUUCUGGUGUCAAUUUGCCUGCUAGGAAAGUGAUAAUUAGAUCACCUGUCUUCCAGAGACAGCCUAUAAAUAUACAAACAUAUAAACAAAUGGUUGGGAGGGCUGGUAGAAUGGGUAAAGACACUAAAGGAGAAAGUAUUCUAAUAUGCAGUCAAGCUGAAAAAAAUAUAGGAUUCAGUUUAAUAAUGGGGCGUUUAGAUCCAGUUAGAAGCUGUAUAGAAACUGAGGAUAAAUUUAUGAGAGCUGUGCUUGAAAUGAUUGCUAGCCAGUCUGUGUCUACUAAGUCAGAACUUCUACUUUAUUCUAAAUGUUCAUUACUUUUUGCUCAAGAAGAUUGCUUAUCUUCCCAGAAUAAUUUAUUAGAUAAAAGUUUGAAAGAUUUAAUCAACUAUGAACUGAUUCGUAUUCAGACAAUUGAUGAAGAAAGUCAUUAUGUAGCAACAUCAUUAGGAAAAGCUUGUCUGUCGUCAAGUAUGGCCCCAAAUGAUGGCCUGUCCUUGUUUUGUGAGCUGCAGAAGGCACGUCAGUGUAUUGUGUUAGAAACAGAAUUGCAUUUGAUAUAUCUAGUAACUCCAUAUAGUGUAAGCAGCCAGUGGGUUGAUAUAGAUUGGAUGCACUUAUUUACAUUAUGGGAAUCAUUAACAAAAGCUAUGAAAAGAGUUGGCGAACUUGUUGGUGUAAAAGAAAGUAUUAUUGUUCGUUGCUUGAGAGGUUCAAGUAAAAGUGUGAGUCAAAGCACUUUGAAUAUACAUAAAAGGUUUUACACUGCUUUGGCGUUACAAGAUUUGGUUAAUGAAAUACCAUUAUCAGAAGUGUCCACCAAGUUCCAGUGUGCUCGUGGUUUUUUACAAGGACUUCAACAAGCUGCAGCCACAUUCGCUGGUAUGGUGACAGCUUUUUGUCACCAGUUGGGGUGGAAAAAUAUGGAAUUACUCGUAUCACAGUUUCAAGAUCGACUACAUUUUGGUGUACACUGUGAAUUAUUAGAAUUGAUGAAACUCUCCACUCUGAAUGGUGUAAGAGCUAGAACAUUGUUUGAUGCUGGAUAUGAAACAAUUUCUAGCAUUGCUUCAGCUGAUGUUAAUGAAAUAGAAAAUGUUCUUCACAAAUCAGUACCGUUUCAGAGUGAGAAAGCAAGAGAAGAAGAUGAUAUCAUCGACAUACGGAAGCGAAAUAAAAUAAGAAACAUAUGGAUAACAGGUUAUUGUGGAUUGACAUCACAAGAAGCCGCACAAAAUCUGAUUAAAGAAGCAAGAAAAUAUUUACAACUAGAAAUAGGUGUUACUGAAAUAAAAUGGGAAGAAAAGAAGAAUGACAGCAAAGAUAUUUUUAGAGAUAAUAUAAGUCAAACAUUAACAAAUAAAGAUGUUACUAAAACCGACCAAGUCAAGGAAGAGCAGACCAGUAUUGAAAACGAUAAAAUAAAAAGAAAUACGAAACAUGAUGAUGAAGGAAAUACUAGAAAUGAAUCGAAAGUAAAUUUGAAUGUUCUUCCAAAAAUUAAUAACACACAAACAACUGUUAACGAUGUACAUAUUGCAGUGAAUAUAAAAAAAGAGACUGUUUCAAAUACCGAUAUUAAAAGUAAUGAAAACAACAAUAGCGUAUUUGAUAAUUUAAGCAAUUUCAAAAGAAAAGAUGAUAUCUUUUGGGAUUCGUUGGCAAUAAAUGAUACAGCACUUAAUAAUAUUUCCAAACUCCAAGAAAGGACUAUUGCUAUAUCAUUGAAAGCCGAAAAUAUAAUUAAUGAAUGUAAUGAUCAUAGUAAUGAACUUUGUAACAGCAAGAAAAGCUUGAAAGAUAUAAGUAUAUUUUCAUCUGAUGGAGAUAAUUCAAGCCUAUUUGAAGACAGCUUGGUUAUAGAUUCAAUACCAAAAACUGUAGUGGAUAAUAAAGAAGCUUUAGCAGAAACUACAGCAACCUCGAAAUAUAUUACUAAUUCAAUUUUAGAUGUAUUUAAAAAUACUAUAAUUGACGAAGAUGAAGACUUCAAAUUGGUUUAUGAAGAUGAUCAUGAAGUCCAAAAGAUAUUUGAUAAAGAAAUCUAUGCGGGAAAACAAAUAAAACUAACUCAAAAAAAUCCACAAGUAAACCAAGAAACACAUUCAUUGAUAAAAGAUUUUGUCAGUCCAUUAAAACGAACUCAUAAUUUUGACAGUACAAAUCAGACUGCAGCUAAAAAGAAAAAAUCAAGAAAUGGCUUACAAUUAACGAAAAACACGAAUUUCACUCUUCAUUGCAAAGAUUCUAAAUGUUUUAGCAUGGAAAUCGAUAAAAUCAUGCUUGAAUGUUAUAUUUUAAGAGAAAAUGAUAUUAUAGACAAUUUAGAGAAAAUAUUCACAAUCGUGGAGACUGUUUGUAUUAUAAUGAUAAAAAAUAAACAAUCAGUUGUAAGUACAGAUGUAAUUGGUAGUAAUUUGUUCAAAGAUAAACUAUCCAAAACUGUAAAGAAAUGCAGUUAUGAACCAUUGAAUAUUUGUGGUCUAGUAAUUUAUAUUAACUCUGGAUUAUGUAUCUUUUUGGAUUUAGGCACUGUAAAAAACCGGCAAUCUUUAGAUCAGGCACUGAAUAAAGCUUUACUUACGUCAGGGUUGAAAAUAAUAAUGAAAUCAGUUAAGUCAAAUUUAUUAGAGCUGCAGAAAUGGUUAAAUUGUGAUUUUUCAAGCGCGUUUUUUGAUGUGUUGGUAGCAGAGUGGCUUUUACAUAAUGAAGAUGGAGUUACAAAUAUUCGCGAGUUGACUAAAACAUAUUGCAAACUAGACUUACUGAAGGCGAAAAUAACAGUUAGCAGCUCUAAGAAAAGUUAUAAUAGUCUGGACAAGUUUGAAGAAUCAUGCCUUAAGGCCUGGUGUGUCUUCACCAUUGCCAAAGAACAGGAGAAGUGUUUACUGGAAAAAUAUUUAUGUGUGCAAGACAUAAUACAAAUUGAAAAUCAAGUGUUGAAAAUAUUGUCUAACAGCGAGUACCAGGGCAUCACAGUAGAUAAGGAGUUGGCUUCGCAACUAUUGUUAGACUGCAAAAAAUCACAGGAGAUUUUACAAAGAAAGGCCUACCAGAUAUGCGGAUACCAUUUCAACUUCAACUCAUCUAAAGAUGUCGCAAAGGUACUUGGCAUUUACAAAGGGCGAAAAGUGAGUACGAAAAAAAGUGUUUUGGUUACUCAUAAAUCUACGAUCGCAAGCAUUGUUAUGUACUGGAGGAAACUCAACUCAAUACUUACGAAGACUCUAUACCCGCUCACGGAGAAGGCAUACAUCAGUAGCUCGAAUAAGGUCCACCCGUCCUAUACGAUGUACACGUGCACAGGAAGAAUUAGUAUGCACGAACCGAACCUACAAAACGUGCCCCGUACAUUCUCCAUUCCUGUCGAAUAUCUACAGGAUUCUGAAUCUUGUGGGGACGUCAUAGAGUUCAACUGCAGGAACAUAUUUCGAGCCGAGCCAGGAUUUGUGCUUGUAUCAGCUGAUUAUUGCCAGCUCGAGAUGAGGAUUUUGACGCAUUAUUGUCGUGACGCUGUGUUGACGAGGAUUAUGACGUCAGACGUGGAUGUGUUCACAUCGAUCGCUGCCUCGUGGGCUGCGGUCACGGAAGCUGAAGUGGAUGAUGAUCUCCGUCAAAAAGCGAAGCAACUGUGCUACGGUAUCCUGUACGGAAUGGGUAACCGCACGCUAGCCCAACACCUGGAGGUAUCCGAGAUGGAGGCAGCCGUCUUCAUGGACAGCUUCCACAGGACCUAUCCCGAGGUCGGCGUGUUCACGCGGAGAGUCGUGGAACAGUGCCGGUCCGCUGGUUAUGUGGAGACGCUGAUGAAACGGAGACGGUAUCUGCCCGAUAUUACCUCGCAUAUUGCGUGCAAGAAAUCUGCCGCAGAGCGCCAAGCAGUAAACACGACAGUCCAAGGCUCCGCCGCUGACAUAGCGAAGGCCGCUAUGUGCGCGAUAGACAACAAACUCUACACCUACAAACCUCACCUCAUUCUACAGAUGCAUGACGAACUCAUUUAUCAAGUACCCGAGUCUAUGAAACUAGAAUUUAUCCGCAGUUUGAAGGAAAUCAUGGAGACAACAGUGACAUUAAAUGUUCCUUUGCCGGUUAAGAUUCGGUCUGGUUAUACUUGGGGUUCGCUUGAGGUACUCAAAUUGUGAUAAUAUAUAAGAAUUUAUGCUGUGAUAUUGUAUCUUUAAAUUAUGUCGAAAUAAAAUAUUGUUUUUA